Messenger RNA from Xenopus laevis (African clawed frog), 2915 nucleotides. It is a transcript of the gene tbxas1.L, whose product is annotated as thromboxane A synthase 1 L homeolog. The coding region runs from base 129 to 1736 and encodes 535 amino acids. NCBI's taxonomy places the organism in Eukaryota, Metazoa, Chordata, Amphibia, Anura, Pipidae. The transcript is spliced from 14 exons. Gene Ontology annotation, molecular function: monooxygenase activity; thromboxane-A synthase activity; heme binding. Gene Ontology annotation, cellular component: endoplasmic reticulum membrane. The record is from RefSeq and is a predicted model, not a curated record.
AACUCUGGGUGUUGUCUUUUCUCUUGCUGGAAUGUACCAUACCAUUGGGGGAGGGACAGACGUUGACAUUGACUGUGCCUCCGAUCAAAGACAGUUUGCUUGACGUGUGACUGGGAGAGAGCAGAACCAUGGAAGAGCCCACCUUAUGGGGACUGGAUGGGUGCACAGUGACCUUCGCUCUUGUUGCUGGGUUCCUGGGCCUUCUCUACUGGUACUCCGUGUCUGCAUUCUCACAGCUGGAUAAAGUUGGGAUAAAGCAUCCGAAACCUCUGCCGUUCAUUGGUAACGUCAUGCUCUUCAAAAAGGGAUUUUGGGAAGGAGACAGACAUCUUUUGAAAACGUAUGGUCCCAUUUGUGGAUAUUACAUGGGGAGGCGCCCGAUGAUUGUCAUAGCUGAACCAGAUGCCAUUAAACAGGUUCUGCAGAAAGAUUUUGUUAACUUCACUAACCGAAUGAAACUCAAUUUAGUGACUAAGCCGAUGAGUGACAGCCUGCUGUGCCUCCGAGACGACAAGUGGAAGCGUGUGCGCAGUGUGAUGACUCCAUCUUUCAGCGCCAUACGAAUGAAAGAGAUGUGCCCUCUAAUAAACCAAUGCUGUGAUGUGUUAGUGGAUAAUCUGCUAGAGUACGCCAGUUCUGGAGAGGCAUGCAAUGUACAAAGGUGCUAUGCCUGCUAUACCAUGGAUGUGGUUGCCAGUGUAGCAUUCGGCACUCAGGUGGAUUCUCAGAGAGACCCCGACCAUCCCUUGGUGCAGAACUGCAAAAGAUUCCUGGAACUAUUUACCCCUUUCAAACCCCUGAUCUUGCUGUGCUUGGCGUUUCCGUCUAUCAUGAUCCCCAUUGCACGCCGGCUUCCCAAUAAACAGCGAGACAGAAUAAACAGCUUCUUCCUCAAGGUCAUUAGGGACAUCAUCGCUUUCCGAGAGAAUCAGCCGCCUAACGAGAGACGCCGGGACUUCUUGCAGCUCAUGUUGGACGCUCAAGACUCGGUCGGCCACGUGACAGUGGAUCACUUUGACAUAGUCAAUCAGGCGGAUCUCUCGGUGCCGCAGAACAGCCCCUCGGAGAAGCAGGACCGGGGUCAGGAUCCACCUAGAAAAUCUAGCAAAAAGCUGAACAAAGAGGAGAUACUGGGACAGGCCUUCAUCUUCCUCAUCGCCGGAUACGAGACCACUUGCAGCCUCCUCUCUUUUACCUCCUACCUGUUGGCCACUCACCCGGACUGUCAGGAGAAGCUUCUCAAGGAGGUGGACGAGUUUAGCCAAGAGCAUAAAGAAGCCGACUACAAUACGGUGCAUGACCUGCCCUAUAUGGACAUGGUGAUUAAUGAAACCCUGCGAAUGUACCCGCCAGCAUACAGAUUUGCCAGGGAAGCAGCCCGAGAUUGCACCGUGAUGGGGCAGAAUAUCCCGGCUGGCGCUGUGGUGGAAAUUCCCAUCGGCUGCUUGCAGAAUGAUCCGCGAUUUUGGCACGAGCCGGAGAAAUUUAAUCCUGAGAGAUUUACAGCAGAAGAAAAGCAGAAGCGCCACCCAUUUUUGUUCCUCCCGUUUGGAGCCGGGCCCCGGAGCUGCAUCGGGAUGAGACUCGCCCUACUGGAAGCCAAGAUCACCCUGUACAGAGUCUUGCAGAAGUUCCGCUUCCAGACAUGUGACCUUACCCAGAUCCCUCUCCAGCUCAGUGCAAUGUCCACACUGAGACCUAAGGACGGUGUGUAUGUGAGGGUGGUGGCUCGCUAGUACAGACGCUACAACUGCAACUGAAAACUCAUGUCUGGGGCACAUUACCCCUUUGUCGGAUACAGAAUAUCCCAUUGGAACAAAUAAGCAAAUAUCAAAAUACUUGCCCUUUAAUAGGUAAAACCCACCAUCAUUGGAGUGUCUCUUCCGCUUUAUAGAGACAAAUAGAGUCAGACCUUCUGGGAACAUUCCUAGUGGGUUAUAUACAGAAUAAAGAGUCUCAAAAUAAGGCCAGGAUUUGUAUAUUGCCCCAUGCCCUGAUAUGCUGUAAUUGCCAUCCUCAAUUCCCAAGGAAAGGUAACUGCCAUUUAAUUUCCAGUGGUGGAGCUUCUAUUCCACCCUAUAUUUUUUUCUGCCUAGGUCAUUUUAUAAUGGAAACCCUUCUGUGCCCCCCAGGGACUGAGCUGUGGAGGGGUCAAGCCCACAAGUAGAAGUAAAAGAACAGCAUUGGUAUUCCAUGUACUAAGCACAAUUCAGCAGGAACAGUCCCCUAAGUUUGCUCAUAGUCUGUACAGAGAGAUCCCAUAAAACUAUGGCAGCAUAGGAAUUCCCCUGUACUAAGCACAAUUCAGCAGGAACAGUGUAAUUGGGGCAUUAAUAGUAAAUAUGGAAAUUUCUUUGUGUGCAUUUAUAAUACUAUGUGAAUAAAAAUCUCUAUACAGUGAGUGUGUUCUUGUGUAUCUUCAUGUGAAACUUGUAGUUUUGUACAGUUUUGGGCUCCCAGGCACAAAAGGGAACUUACUGAAAUAGAGGAUUUAUGGGGGUGUUAUACACAGAAGCCCUUUGGCAGAGAGGAUUUGCUGGGUAUGAAACAGGAGGGACUGAUGUUGCUGAACUACUCCUUCCAGUAUGCUUUAACCUUUUAUAAUAUAUUGGAGUAAGCAGGGAGUUAUCCAGUUAUAUUUAGUAAGCCACACUUGAGUAACAGUGUUACAUGCCCUUGAAUCCAGUACCUUAAUGACAAGACUAGGUGCUUUCACCCACAUUUGGUACAGUCCAAUAUACACUCAUUGGGCCCCAUGUGACUUUAGUGUGGGUGACAUCAUUAACUGACAAGUGACACAACUGUUACAGAGGAGCAUUUACCUGCCGAGCAUUUCCAGCAACUCCCUCAGACCCAGAAGCCUCUUUGUCAGAACCAAAACCAGAAAAUGAGCAAAGUGAGUGGCGGGUCCAGAA